This is a messenger RNA of Uranotaenia lowii, 1438 nucleotides long. RefSeq names its product aldehyde dehydrogenase, mitochondrial (gene Aldh). The transcript is spliced from 5 exons. Gene Ontology annotation, molecular function: aldehyde dehydrogenase (NAD+) activity. The record is from RefSeq and is a predicted model, not a curated record. The coding region runs from base 161 to 1423 and encodes 420 amino acids. Lineage: Eukaryota; Metazoa; Arthropoda; Insecta; Diptera; Culicidae.
UUCAGAGGUGCCGGCCAGAAGUGCUUUUAAAUUUACGACACCGUCGUAGUCGAAUUUAAAAUCCCAUUUAAGAAACAACAGUUUCUACGCGUCGUUCGACAAAUCCUGCAAAUACUCAGAGUCCAGUGUGUCAACGUUGGUUUACAGGAAUUCGAUAAAGAUGUUUCGUUUAAUAGCACAUCGUGGCACUUCCAACCUGAUCAGACGGUAUGCCACUGUUCCCGCACCCCAAACGAAUCCGGACAUCCUUUACACCGGUAUCUUUAUCAACAACGAAUGGCACAAAAGCGUUGGUGGGAAGGUGUUUCCCACGGUCAAUCCAGCUAACGAGAAGGUCAUUGCCGAAAUCCAACAGGGCGGUAAGGAGGACAUCGAUGUUGCUGUGGCCGCAGCUCGAGAAGCAUUCAAGCUAGGUUCUCCAUGGCGCCGAAUGGAUGCUUCCAGACGAGGUCAACUUUUAUACAAACUAGCUGACCUUAUGGAGAGGGAUCGUGUUUAUCUUGCUAGCCUUGAGACCCUGGACAAUGGUAAACCAUAUUUCAUGUCCUACAAUGUUGAUGUUCCGUUGGCCAUCAACAAUUUACGCUACUAUGCUGGCUGGGCAGAUAAAAAUCACGGAAAAGUGAUUCCCAUGGAUGGAGAAUUUUUCGUUUACACCCGUCAUGAACCCGUUGGAGUUUGUGGACAAAUUAUUCCGUGGAAUUUCCCAAUCCUUAUGGCCGCAUGGAAGUUUGGUCCGGCUCUUGCUACCGGAAACACUAUUGUACUGAAACCGGCGGAACAAACCAGUCUGACGGCUCUCUACAUGGCUCAACUGAUAAAGGAAGCUGGUUUUCCACCAGGAGUUGUGAACGUUGUGCCCGGAUAUGGUGAUGCAGGGGCUGCUAUUGUUCAACAUAAUGAUGUUGAUAAAGUAGCAUUUACCGGAUCAACCGAAGUCGGUAAGAAAAUACAACAAGGUUCUGGAUUGAGCAACCUUAAGAGAACCACCUUAGAACUCGGUGGUAAGAGUCCAAACAUCAUUCUGGCCGAUACCGACAUGAAACACGCAGUCGAAACAUCACACUUUGGGUUGUUCUUCAAUAUGGGGCAAUGUUGCUGUGCUGGAUCGCGUACUUAUGUCGAAGAUAAAAUCUAUGAUGAGUUUGUCGAACGAAGUGCUGAAAGAGCUAAAAAACGCACCGUUGGCAAUCCUUUUGAUUUAACAACGGAGCAUGGACCACAGGUCGAUAAAGAGCAGUUCGACAAGAUAUUAAGUUUGAUUGACAGUGGCAAAAAGCAGGGUGCCAAACUGGUCGCUGGAGGUGAGAAACAUGACGGUCUUCCAGGAUAUUUUAUCCAACCAACAGUUUUUGCUGACGUCCAGGACGAUAUGACUAUUGCACGCGAAGAAGUAAGUACUGAAAAAGUAAAAACAAACUAGCACAUUGAAUAAUUU